This is a messenger RNA of Symbiodinium natans, 6033 nucleotides long. The record is from the annotation of a GenBank genome assembly. Lineage: Eukaryota; Dinophyceae; Suessiales; Symbiodiniaceae.
AUGGGUGGCACAAAGGAGAUCGACCUUGAAGUGGAUGCUGCAAAGGUGAGUGCGGCUGCUGAGCAAGGAUACUUUUUGGUCGAUGACGAUGAUAUGCAACAAACGAGUGCCGAAAUCGAAAACCACGAAAUGGUCGGCGAUGUCGACCUGUUGACAGAAGCACAGCAGAAGUCUUUCUUCAUGUUGAAAGAAUCGAGCAAAUAUCCGAUCUUCAAGGUGAAGCGAGUCAGCUUGAGCUUCAGUGGGGCUUCCGUUUUCUUCAUGACACCCAUGCGGGACGGCAAUGUUCCAAUGCCUGCAUCGGUUCUGAAGUUCGAUUCCAAGGAGUGCAUCGAAGAUGAGAUGGAAAAGACCAACAAGUACAGGAUGCUCUUUGGUUCGACGACGCCUCAGGUGAAGGACUACGUUCUGGUGGAUACGAAGGAUCCAUCCUCCGUGAUGCAGAUCGACCUCUGCGGCGGCGUCUUCGGGCUCCCGGAGUUUGCAAAGGCACCGCCGGUGCAUACCUUUGCCUCCAUCUUGGAGGAGGAGCUCAAAGAGGUAAGCAUGUCGGUGGACAUCAUUCCUAUCAUCAAUGAGGCGCUGGAGAGGCGGAUGUACCAUUUCACCAUGUCAGAUCGCAAGGUUAGCACUCUAUCGUUGGCGGACUCCUACAAGAUCGUGCGGUUUGUGGGCCACGGUAUCCUCAAUCGAGCCAAGGAGGGUGCAAAGCGUGCGGCAAAGUCGCCGGCAUUGGCAGCCGGAUUCCAGAAUCCCGUGGAGGUGGACGACCUGGAUCCAGAAGGCAAGAUCAUCCAAGAGCUUUGUGGUCGGAAGCAGACCGUGCGAGAUAUGUUCCAAAAGUUUUCGGGUAUGGAAUCGAAGCUCUCAGAGCACUUCAAGAGGCCUGUGGUGGUCGGUUUGUGCCACAAUGACCUGCACGGCGGGAACCUUCUCGUUGAUUCACAGGGUCUUGUGUGGCUGAUUGACUUUGCUACAGUGGAGUCGGGCAAACACGUGCUGAUGGACCUGUCGAAGUUCCUCUCCGCAUGCGCCUUUAUGUACUUGCAGGACUCUGUCAAUGAGAAGGGCAUUCAGGCCAUCGCCAAGAUCCUGUUCACGACCCCGGAUGCGACAACCGAUCUACCGUCGGCACUGAUGGACGAAGUGAAGGACGACCCUGUUGCCAGGCUGUUCUAUCAGAUCAUGGUGCGAAUUCGCCACUGCAUGUGCCUAUACGAAAGUGGUCCUGGUUCACCAGGGAACGAUGGUUCCCCUUUUGCGAUUGCGCUCUCAGCAUGGUCGGCCCGAAUGCAGAGCUACAGUGAGCCAUCCUUGCACCAGAAGACGAGAGCAUUGUACUGGGCGGUCGCCGGUGUCCAGCGCCUCUUGUGGCAGAUGAAGGAAGACAUCGGUCCAACAGCUUCGAAGUGGAUCGAGGAAUCGCUGGGAACGUGGGAAGGACAGAAAGGUCGACGAUUGAGUACAUCUGCGGCGCAAGACAGGAGUCCUGCUCCAGCUUAUGAGUUUGAGCUCGAGUUUCAGACGUACUGCGCCCAAGCCGGGGCUUCAGAGGCAUGGACGACCGAUAUCCUCACACGUGAGAAAGUGAACGUCACCGAGCAUUGCGUUGAGCUUGCACUGAAGUUCGUGGGUUCGCUGAACACUCGUCUCAUUCUCCUUCCUGACAAGGCCAAGACGCUGUGGACGAAGAUCACGAAGGUGUACAAACAGUUUGCCCCAGAUUUACUGACUCUGGAGCUUUUCUGUGGUCGGACCUUGGUGGUCGGUGACGGUGGAACGGGCAAGUCCGUCUUGACGAAGCAGCUUCUGGCCGAGGUCGCCCAGAUGGAGGUCGGGACCAUUCACGAGCGUGCAGAUGCGGAGCGAAAGGGUCCCAGAGACGAAGGGAGGGCAACGAAGUCCAAGCCGGUCCCUCGCGCGCCGUACCAAGUUAUGGUCCCGCUCCGGGUGCCAUUGGUGGAUUUGGCGCGACAGCUGCAAGAGUCCCCAGACAUGGGCGUUGACCCCGACGUGCUGAAUGAUCUCCUGGCCGUGUGGAUGGCUCGGAAGUACGGCGGGGAUUCAACCUUGGUGCAGCUCAUCACACAGGUUCGUCAAGCAAGCCACGAAGCAGCGGAUGAAGAGGAGGCAGGCGUAGCAGACAACAAUGACAUCCUGGGCUUGUUCGUGCUCCUGGAUGGUUUGGAUGAGGCUGCAGCAGAACGAACCAACAUCCUUCUCUUCAUCACGUCCCUGCUGGAGGCAGAGCCUUGCCACUUUCCCUUGCUGACCGCACGGCCGGGGGUGCUGGGAUUUGCAGAGAAGGAGAAGCUUGCGGCCAACGGCUUUAUCGGGUGCCUCAUGUCAAAGCUGCCCAUUAAAAGUUCCGUGCAGAUUGCUACUUCGAUCCUGCAACGCAGCAAGGAAUCGGAGGAGAGGACCCAGAGGAUGCUUGCGAUCAUCGAGAACCCGGCCUAUGCAGGGCUGACUGGCAAUCCCAUGUGCUUGACUCUGCUCACACACGUCUUGCGCAAGUCCCUAAAGGAGGAAUCCAGCCAACCGGUGGUCCUAACCAGGACAGACAUGUAUCAGCGGGCCCUGAAGUUGAUGCUUCACCAGGCUGAUGCCGCGAAGUUCAUGUCUCGGGAUGGUGAAGCGGACUUGAAAACGGUUCGGCAGCUGGAAAUGCUGAAGGGCCCCAAAUCGCGGAUGUUCUUGCAAGCCAUUGCCUGGCAGGAGCAUUGCACACGGCAGCGCAGCUUCACCUUGGAAGAGGCCGAGGCGAUCUGCACCGACAAGGACAUCUUUGAAGCUUUCAGAGAUAGCAUCAGCGGGGGCCGCUUGCCGGCGUUCACGGUGACGGAUGGAGCCAAAGGUCAGGAGAUUCAGUUGGCUCACCUUUCUUUCCAGGAGCUUCUUGCAUCUGAGUACGCAACAGCUGUUCUGCAGCACACGAGCAAAAGCCAACACUUCAACUCCUAUUUCAACUUCUUGAGCUCGUCAUCGGUGGCAGCUCAAAGCCGCGACCGAUUCGCGGAAAAUUGGUGGCUGACAGUGUGGCUGAAUGUGGCGGAGAUGCUCGAAGAGGAAUGCUUCCAGGCAUUUUGCCAAUACAUUGGCAGUGACGAGCGUGCGAAGCUGAAAGCUGGCAGGAUUUGCUAUCAUUUCCUCGAGGGCGACCAAAUCAGUUCGACUGCUGAUCCACAUCAGCCCAAGGAUAUUCCAUUCAAUCUGAAAUCCCUUCGGCUAACGUGGUUGGAUGAACAAGCUCGUCUUGUCAAGCUAGAGACAUUCGCGCCAACCACCCUGAAACCGGGAAUGUGGCCUUUCAGUGAUGUUGAUUGUGCGCUCGCCGAGCCGAUGCCUGUGGAAAUGGCACAUUGGUUCUGCGAAGGCGUGGGCACCCUGGCUUGCUUCUGCGCUGACAACAGCAGCUGGAGGUUGUUGAAGGCUCUCCUUAAGACAGGAAUGCACCAUUGUGUGUGCAACAAGACUUGCGAGAGCGUGCAAUCACGGUGCCUAGCCAACCCAGACUGGACAGGAGUCAAGCUCUUGGCUGAGAUGAAGGCCGACAUCAACUUCCUCCAGCCAGACUGCUUGGGCAGGCAGAAGAUGCGCGCCUCAGCUCGCUUCGAGCACCCAGAGGCAGUUGCUGUUCAGGCGCCUUCCCCCGCCUCUCUCCAGUUGGACGACGCAAAGGAUGACUUCACGGCACCUUUUCGAGAGGCUUGCGCUGGCACUCUACAGGUGACCCCGGAGCUGGAUUGUAACUUGUUGCACCCGAGCAGUGGCAUCACGCUCCUUAUGUGUGCUGCAGCCAGCGGAAAUCCGGAUCUAGUCGCUUCUUUGCUACAGAGCAGGUCGAACGUGAAGUCCCGUUCUUCGGAGAACUGCACUGCCCUGCAUUUUGCUGUGGAUUGUGCGUGGGGUAACGGAGCGAAUGCUUGUGUUCGACUUCUCCUCGAGGCUCGAGCAGAUCCAAAUGCCAGGUCCGGUGUGACUUCAACUGCACGAACGUGUACGAUGGGCACAGGGCUUAUGGCUGGUUGCAUGCCAGCCCUUGCUGGUGACAUGGACAAGCUUGACCUCCUGGUUGAACAUGGAUAUGAUGCGACGAUGAAGAGUGACAUGGAACUGUCAUGCCUGGCCUGGGCCAGCAUCGCCAGCUCCCAGAAGGCCGAUCGCAUGAUCCAGCGGUUAUUGGACUUGAAGUGCAGCUACAGCGACAGCCUGAACUCAGACCAGAACAAGAAAUGCCGUGUCAGCAAGCAACAGCUAUUUGGCGCGAACCUAAUCAACGGGAUCCGCCUGACCGUUCCUCGCAGCGUGUGGGAGUGGGUGGUGAGUCGCUUUCACGUGACGGACGUGUUCCUCCAGCAGUUGAUGAAGGAAGUCCCCGUGAACCACCGAGUCUUUAAGCACAAUUUUCCCAUCAUCUCCAGGACAAUCGCUCUUGGCGUACGGCACGACGUUCCCAUGCUGGAGGCUGUCUGCAAUCACAUCCCUUUGCUUACUGGCGAUCCCAGUGGGAUCAAGCUAGCACUCGCAAAUGGGCUGGACCUCUGCCAGCAUCAUCUUGUCUGGGACGUCUCGACGUGCAUCAAGAGGAAGUUCUUGUCUUUGAUCAUGUUCCCGCCCAAGAUUCCAUUGUAUUUCGAGCUAAGCUCCAAAACUCCUCCGACCGCAGAUUUCUUCUUCACUGCCUGGAAUCAUGUAUUUCACGACCUCCCGAUUGAUGAGAAGCUGUGGCCGUACGAUCUGAGGUGUUUUGUGAAUCUUGUCAAAACGGGCGGUGAGUCCGCCUGUGCAAAUGCUUGGCAAGAUUGGAAGAUGGCUCGGAAGUUUGCCGCCGAGAAGAGCCCUGUGAACAUUUGCAAUAUCAUCAGCUUCAAGCCAGAAGUCGCCAAGCUCUUUAAUAAGGACCUACAGAGCCAGGUUUUUGACAUGAUCUUGGGCUCGAGAUGGCUCAAGCAACAGAAGGUCUUCGAGGAACUCAAGGAUGUUGCGCUCCGCACUUUUUUUUAUGGCGCAGCGAUUCUACCCACAUCCGCUUUCCAUGUAAAGCCUCGGCUUCGUGUCGGUUGUGCCAUCGGCAUUGCAGCGGCUCCAAUCCAGUUUGCACUUGCAAAUCAGCUUAAUGUGGAUGAGCUCGCCUUCCACUUGCAUUGGGUGAAGUGUCCACCUGAUGCCGAUGCAGUUCUCGCAAUGUUGGGUGCCGGGCUUCUAGACCUGGCCAUCUUGCAGACAGAGGACGUGGUCCAAGCAGUGUCUCUUGGCAGCUCGCUUCGCAUCUGCGGCACGUAUACAUCGUCGCCCAGGCGCUUUGGACUUUACGUCUCCAGCCUGAAGGCUCAGGAAGCCCCUGGCGAAGUUCUUCGCUCUCCAUGCGGCGUGCUUCACAACUGCGUUGGGGCGCAGCUGGCGCUGCACAUGCUGGGUCAGCACCGCGACUGGCAAGCGCUUGGUGGCCUUUACCUGCGGCCCUUCUCGAGCCUGGAGGCGGCGAAAUCAGCCAUAGCUUCCGGGCGCGUGGAGAUGGUGCUGUGGGAGAAGUACCUGGCGUACGAUUGCGUGGCGUCCGGCGAGUGGGUGGAAGUGUGGCAGGCAGAGUUGCCAUGGUCCUCCUCGCUGUUCACAGCCACGAAGGAUGCCACGUACGCCAAGGCCCAAAGUGUGCAGAGAUUCAUCGACUGGGCGCGCCAGUCGGCUGAAGACUUCCUGGAGGCCGAGUCGGCAGAGGAUGUGGCCCAGCUGCUGGCCAGCACCUAUCGGCUGGUGGGAGUGUCAGUGAUCGUUUGGCUCAGCUCGGUCUCCUGGGCCUGCCGCUGCCAGGUGCGGCGGUCAGACCUGAAGACAGCGCUGGCCAGUCUCACCAAGGCAGGCCUCCUACGCAACAGUUCUCCUCCUGAGCCUCCCGUGCGGAGUCUUGCAAAGGGCUUCUGCGACCUGCUCGAGGAGGGCGAAAUGUUCGGGGACAUGUGCAGAGGCACACCCGACUCCAGAGAGGCCGGUCGCCAAGAUCUGACCGAUGGCCCAGUACCUGCUGGCUGA